AUGAAGCGAUCAAUGUUGGAACUCACCGACAAGGUAAUGAGUGAAAUGAGAUCCUUCAUGAAAGACGCAAGACAACAUCUUCAUCCGGCACAUGAAGAUGUAAAUGAAAUUGAGGACGGGGCAUUGAAAAUACGAGAUCAAGGUGUUGAGAAUGUUGUGAAGAAGAAGGGUGAAGAAUGUAGCCAAUUAAAGGAGAAAGGUGCAGUUGAUGAAAAAAAUCCUUGGACGCCAUUACCGGAUGGACAGAGUUUCAGUGAACCCGAGGUAUAG
This is a messenger RNA of Prunus armeniaca (apricot), 270 nucleotides long. The record is from the annotation of a GenBank genome assembly. NCBI's taxonomy places the organism in Eukaryota, Viridiplantae, Streptophyta, Magnoliopsida, Rosales, Rosaceae.